Nicotiana tabacum (common tobacco) is the source of this 693-nucleotide messenger RNA. The record is from RefSeq and is a predicted model, not a curated record. NCBI's taxonomy places the organism in Eukaryota, Viridiplantae, Streptophyta, Magnoliopsida, Solanales, Solanaceae.
AUGGGACAACUUGCUAGUGCCCAAAAUACUCGACCAGUUGGAGCUCUUCCAAGCAACACUGAGGCUAAUCCUAAGGCAUCUAUUAAUGUUGUAUCAUUGAGAAAUAGGAUACAGUUAGAAGAAGUCCGGUCGAAAAAGAGAAAACAAGUGAUCUUUAAUGAGAAGCUGGCAACUAUCGAGUCAGAAUUAGAAAAAUCAAAGGAUUCAGAGAAGCCAGCUGAAGAGGCGAUAGCUAAGCAACCCCCACCAUUAGUUGUGAGACAUCCUGCAAAAAGUGCCCAAAUAUGCAAAAGCAUAGUGGCAAAUAAAAGGAGGUUGACUGAAUUUGAGACUGUGGCACUCACUGAGGAAUGUAGCUCUAGAAUCCAAAGCAAGCUACCUCAAAAAUUGAAGGAUCCGGGUAGUUGCACUAUCCAAAUCUCGAUUGGUAAGCAUGUAGUCGGGCCAGCUUUGUGUGAUCUUGGAGCGAGCAUCAAUUUGAUGCCGCUAUCUAUGUUCAAACAAUUGGGUUUGGGUGAUCCAUGCCCAACAACAGUAAUCUUACAGUUGGCUGAUCGCUCCCUUGCUCACCCUGAAGGAGUGAUUGAAGAUGUGUUAGUUCAAGUGGGCUCUUUCAUAUUCCCUGUUGAUUUCAUUAUCUUGGACUACGAGCCUGAUCAGGAGUCCUAUUUAUUUUGGGGUAUCCAUUAUUAG